Pseudopodoces humilis (Tibetan ground-tit) is the source of this 2290-nucleotide messenger RNA. NCBI's taxonomy places the organism in Eukaryota, Metazoa, Chordata, Aves, Passeriformes, Paridae. The record is from RefSeq and is a predicted model, not a curated record.
GAAGAUGGCGCCGUGAGCGGGUCGGAGCCGCCGCCGCCCCCGGCCGCUGGAGGGACAGCAUGGCAGCCACGGCCGCCGUCAGCCCCAGUGAAUACCUGCAGCCCGCCGCCUCCGCCGCCCAGGACUCCCAGCCCUCUCCCCUGGCCCUGCUGGCAGCCACAUGUAGCAAGAUCGGUCCCCCCGCCGUGGAAGCCGCCGUGACGCCGCCGGCCCCUCCGCAGCCCACCCCUCGCAAACUGGUGCCCAUCAAACCCGCCCCGCUGCCCCUGGGCUCGGCCAAGAGCAGCAUCGGCAUCCUGUCCUCCAAAGGGAACCUCUUCCAGAUCCAGGGUUCCCAGGUGGGCACCUCCUACCCCGGCGGGCAGCUGGUUUUCGCCAUCCAGAACCCGGCCGUGCUCAACAAAGGCUCGCGCUCUUCCUCCUCCUCCUCCUCCUCGUCCUCCUCGUCGUCCUCCUCCAACAUCCAGUACCAGGCCGUGCCCCAGCUGCAGCCCGGCGGGGCUCAGACCAUCCAGGUGCAGCCCAACCAGAUCCAGAUCAUCCCAGGCACCAACCAAGCCAUCCUCACGCCUUCCUCUUCCUCGCACAAACCCGUGCCCAUCAAACCGGCGCCGGCGCAGAAAGCGGCGUCGGCAGCGGGCGGCGUGGUCAAACUGCCCGGGGGUGGCAACGUCACCUUGACCCUGCCCGUCAACAACCUGGUGAGCUCCGAGGCGGGCGGCCAGGCCCAGCUGCUCACGGACAGCCCUUCCAAACCCGGCAAAAAACCUCGGAAAAAGGCUCUGUCCCCCGCCCAGCCGGCCGCCGUGGCCGUGGCCGAGCAGGUGGAGACGGUGCUGAUCGAGACCACGGCGGAGAACAUCAUCCAAGCCGGUAACAACCUGCUGAUCGUGCAGAGCCCCGGCUCGGGGCAGCCGGCGGUGGUGCAGCAGGUGCAGGUGGUGCAGCCCAAGCAGGAGUCGCAGGUGGUGCAGAUCCCGCAGCAGGCGCUGCGCGUGGUGCAGGCCGCCUCGGCCACGCUGCCCACCGUGCCCCAGAAAUCCUCCCAGAACUUCCAGAUCCAGGCGGCCGAGCCCACCCCCACCCAGAUCUACUUCAAGACCCCCUCUGGCGAGCUGCAGACCAUGCUGCUCCAGGAGACCUCCUCCGUGCCCGUGCCUCCACCUCUGGGCACGUCCUGCGGCAGCCCCGCGUCGCGCAGCCCCGGCCCCGGCGCCGGCCGCAAACCGGCCCCGCGCAAGGAGCGGCCGCUGCCCAAGAUCGCCCCGGCCGGGGGCAUCCUGAGCCUGAACGCGGCACAGCUGGCGGCAGCUGCCCAGGCCAUGCAGACCAUCAACAUCAACGGCGUCCAGGUGCAGGGAGUCCCCGUCACCAUCACCAACACCGGAGGCCAGCAGCAGCUGACGGUGCAGAACGUGUCCGGCAACAACGUGACCAUCAGCGGGCUGAGCCCCACCCAGAUCCAGCUGCAGAUGGAGCAGGCGCUGUCCGGGGAUGUCCAGCCGGGAGAGAAGAGGAGGAGGAUGGCCUGCACCUGCCCCAACUGCAAGGACGGCGACAAGCGGCCGGGCGAUCCCGGGAAGAAGAAGCACAUCUGCCACAUCCCCGAGUGCGGCCGGACGUUCCGGAAGACGUCGCUGCUGCGGGCGCACGUGCGGCUGCACACGGGCGAGAGGCCCUUCGUGUGCAACUGGGUGUUCUGCGGCAAGCGCUUCACGCGCUCCGACGAGCUGCAGCGGCACGCGCGCACCCACACAGGUGACAAACGCUUCGAGUGCGCGCAGUGCCAGAAACGCUUCAUGCGCUCCGACCACCUGACCAAGCAUUACAAAACCCACCUGGUCACCAAGAACUUGUAGGAUCGGGACAGAGAGAGAGAGAGAAAGAUUCCCUCCCAUCCCAAAUCCCGGGAGGGACCACGGGAACCUUCCCCACCCUCCCGACCGUGCACAGCACCCCCAAAAAAAUGGGGUGGGGGGUCCCUGUGACCCCCCACAGGCUCAGGGGGGGUGACCCAGAGCCCCUCCAGAGCCCCCCAGGAUGUGGGGCAGGAGAAGGGGACGCCCAAGAGGCUCCACAGCACAUUCCUACUUUAUAUUUAAAGUCUAUAAAUAGCUAUAAAUAUCUAUAUAACCCCUUUGGAAAAAAAUCCCUGUUUUUCUAUGGAGAUCGUUGCCUUACACUCCCCCUCUCCCAGAUCCCGACCCUGUGGAUCAUGAGUGCUUUUUUUAAAAAUCUAUUUAAUCCCCUGGAUUUUCUCUCCCAAAACUCAAUUUUUUAUUUUUUUUUU